This is a messenger RNA of Cuscuta epithymum, 2737 nucleotides long. The record is from the annotation of a GenBank genome assembly. Lineage: Eukaryota; Viridiplantae; Streptophyta; Magnoliopsida; Solanales; Convolvulaceae.
GCCCUCGACCUCGACGUGAUCAUAUUCCCCAAGACCGGUCUCAGUCAUUCCUUCAUCGGAUGGCGACCGUUGCUUGGACGUUUGGCUCAGCCUCAUAGUGCUGACGACCUCGCAUCACGAUCGGCCCCCCGGCCUCGACGUGAUGCCCUAUCUCAACACCGGCUUUAUCAGCGCCAAGUGUGUUGAGCUAGCGAUCGGGCUCCCCAUCCCUUCCUGGAUGGUGACCGUCGCCUCUACAUGACGACCGGCUCAUCUCUGCCUCGUCAUCAUUAUUCGGAUCGGCUACCCAUUAUCGCCAUCCUUAUAUCACGACCGCCGCCCCGGCCUCGGCGUGAUGAUCUAUCUCAACACCGGCUUCAUCAGCGCCGAGUGUGUUGAGCUAGCGAUCAGGCUCGCCAUCCCUUCCUGGAUGGUGACUAUCGCCCCUACAUGGCGACCGACUUAUCAUCGCCUCGUCAUUGUUAUUUUGGAUCGGCUCCUUAUCACGGCCGUCCUCACAUCACGAUCGGCCCCUAGGCCACGAUGUGAUGUCCUAUCUCCGAGACCGGCCUCUCAUUGCCGAACGUCUUGGGUUAGCAAUCGGGCUUGCCGUCCCUUCCUGGAUGGUGACUAUCGCCCCUACAUGGCAACCGGCUUAUCAUCGCCUCGUCAUUGUUUUUUUGGAUCGGCUCCUUAUCACGGCCGUCCUCACAUCACGAUCGGCCCCUAGGCAACGAUGUGAUGUCCUAUUUCCGAGACCGGCCUCUCAUUGUCGAAUGUCUUCGGUUAGCGAUCGGGCUCGCCAUCCCCUCCUGGAUGGCGACCGUCGCCUCUAUAUGAUCGGCUCAGCAUUGCCUCAUCAUCGUAUCAUCAGACAGGCGUCCCACGCCCCGUCCUCAUAUUCAGACAGGCGUCCAGCGCCUCGUCCUCAUAUUCAGACAGGCGUCUAACGCCUCGUCCUCAUAUUCAGACAGGCGUCCAACGCCUCGUCCUCAUAUUCAGACAGGCGCCCAGCGCCUCAUCCUCAUAUUCAGACAGGCGUCCAACGCCUCGUCCUCAUGUUCGGAUCUAGCAAACAUCUUGCGGUCUCCGGCUCAGAGACUAAAGGAUCUCAGAUCUCAUCUAUAGGCCCCUCGGCCACAUCUUGCUCUAGCAUCUUUAUUUGAUGACGAAGGGCUCUCAUACAGGCCCAUCAGCCAUAUAUCUUGCUCCGUCAUCUUUAUUUGAUGGCGAAGAGCUCAUCUACAGGCCCAUCGGCCAUAUACCGCUCUGUCAUCUUUAUUUGAUGACGAAGAGCUCAUCUACAGGCCCAUCGGCCAUAUAUUAUUCUGUCAUCUUUGUUUGAUGACGAAGAGCUCAUCUACAGGCCCAUCGGCCACAUAUCGUUCUGUCAUCUUUAUUUGAUGACGAGGAACUCAUCUAUAGGCCUCUGAGCCAUAUCUCGCCCCGUCGUCUUUAUUUGACGACGUGGAGCUCUUAUGCAGGCCCCUCGGCCAUACAUCGCCCCGUCAUCUUUAUUUGACGAUGUGGAGCUCUUAUCCAGGCCCCUCGGCCACACAUCGCCCCUUCGUCUUUAUUUAACGAUGUGGAGCUCUCAUAUAUGCCUCUCGGCCACUACUCCCAGUCAUCUUUAUUUGAUGACGUGGAGCUCACAUCGGCCCAUCGGCCUCAUAUUCUGGUCAUCUUUAUUUGAUGAACCAGACAUCAUAUUAUGGACGGUCGCUCGACCCAUCCCUUAGUCAUCUUUAUUUGAUGACUAGGACUACUGAUCAUGACGAGCUACCCACAUCUAUGGAUCGGCCUCUGCCAUCCCCUCGGCAGACGGACACCGCUGCAGCUCCACCUCUAGGCCGAAGGGCUCGCACCUUUUGUUUCGUUCUGGGGGCAUCCGAUGUACUCUUUUUCCCUCAUUAGGAUUUUUUCCCACAGGGUUUUUCCUAAUGAGGUUUUUAACGAGGCAUCUCCCCAUUGUGGAUCAAAAGGUGUCAACCCUCGGCCCCCUGUUGCAGACAUCAUCAGGCAUGCAUUACUCUACUCCUCUUCACCUCGUUACACUCGCCUCAAGGAGUGGGGGACUGGGAGAGCGGGGGACUUAGCGCCUUCGCUACCAAAGAAGCAGAAAUUCAAAAUUUUGCAAGGAUUGCCACUCGCACCGACGACAUCAUCAUAUCACAUACAUAUUCAGCUGCCACAUCGGCCAGCACAUAUACAUAGCUCCCCGGCCUUAAGACCGGUAGUGAUGGUCUCUAGCCUGCGACCUUCGGCUGAGGAUUCUCUCACAGGGUUGCCUCAGUCAGGGCUCGCCAAUGGGACCGGAUCAUCGGCAUGGGAAUCCGGGCGAGGCGCUUCGGCGACGACAGCAGUUUACUCACCGGACGACGACAGAUCAGCACACAGUUCUACUCUCUUUCGCCUCGAGUACUCUCGACUCAGAGAGUGGGGGACUCCUGAUAGAGUAUAUAGACUCGGACCCCCGGGUCUCACGACUAUUGGGCCUGGACAGCGGCCCACAUACGCUCAGUAGAUAGCAUUUAUCUCAUUGUACACUCUAUUUUAUUCAUGUAUAUCCAUUAGAAUAGAUUAGAUACCAUUUAUUAGCCAUUUAUUGGCCUUUUAUUGUAACUGGGCCAGCCAGGCCCAAGCAUGGAAGCCCAGCCCUCUUUUCUCCUAUAAAUACUCCCUAUGGGAGCCAUGUAAAAAGGGAUUGAUUGGAAAGUUGGAAGUUGAAAUUUAUUAUACACAUCACUUUAUCUCUCUA